Molecule: messenger RNA, 1914 nt
Organism: Camponotus floridanus (Florida carpenter ant)
Lineage: Eukaryota; Metazoa; Arthropoda; Insecta; Hymenoptera; Formicidae
Gene: TMS1
Product: probable serine incorporator
Exons: 11
Coding region: 190-1584 (464 amino acids)
Cellular component (GO): membrane
Source: RefSeq, a predicted model, not a curated record
AGCUGAUUGCGCGAAGUUGCCUGCAAAUUGAUGCUGUCAGUCCGCUAUUGUUAUUAUUGUAAUACAGUGACUUUCUCGUGGAAAUUUUCCUUGCUCGGUGAGAUUUUAUUUCGGUAUCUCUAAUCAAAAUUCUUUUUUCGAAGCAUCUCGUCUUUUCUUCGAUAGCUCGAGCAGCGGAGAAAACUCAUCAUGGGUCUCGUGUGCUCCACAGCUCAGCUUGCGUGUUUGUGCGGAAGCACAGCUUGCAGUUUCUGUUGUUCUCAAUGUCCUUCGUGUAGGAACAGUACAAGUACUCGCAUUAUGUAUGCGUUGCUUUUAUUGUUGGGAACUAUUGCAGCCUGUAUCACUCUGUCUCCUGGACUUCAGGAUGUUCUUAAAAAGGUUCCGUUCUGCAAAACUAGUUCUAAUAGUUAUGUUCCAUCGGAUGUUACUCUCGACUGUGAAUCUGCGGUUGGCUAUCUAGCAGUUUAUAGAAUAUGUUUUAUUCUGUCUCUGUAUUUUUUCUUGAUGUCUGUAAUGAUGAUCAGAGUAAAAAGUUCACAAGAUCCACGAGCACCGAUACAAAAUGGAUUUUGGGCAAUCAAGUACCUUUUGAUAAUUGGAGGAAUUAUUGGCGCUUUCUUUAUCCCGGAAAAAUCAUUUGGAUCUACUUGGAUGUAUUUUGGGAUGCUAGGAGGUUUUCUCUUUAUAAUUAUUCAGUUAAUUCUGAUUGUUGAUUUUGCUCAUUCUUGGGCUGAUGCAUGGGUAGGAAAUUAUGAAGAGACCGAAUCAAAAGGAUGGUAUGCCGCAUUAUUAGGUGCAUCUUUCUUUAAUUAUGCUGUUUCUAUUACUGGAGUGGUGUUACUUUAUGUAUAUUAUACACAUGAAAGUACAUGUGCACUUAACAAAUUUUUCAUUUCAUUUAAUUUGAUUCUGUGUGUCAUUACCAGCAUCAUAUCAAUAUUACCGGUUGUACAAGAACAUCAUCCACGGUCGGGGCUUCUUCAAUCUUCUGUGGUAACAUUAUAUGUAGUAUACUUAACAUGGAGUGGUAUAUCAAACAGUCCAGAUGAGUACUGCAAUCCUGGUUUUCUUGGAAUAUUCUCUGGUAAUAAUAUACAAUUGGAGACAAAAAAUCGUGUCACAUUUGACAAGGAAAGUAUUAUUGGACUUAUAAUCUGGUUUAGCUGCGUUUUAUACAGUUCCUUACGCACAGCAUCUAAGUCAUCAAAGAUUACAAUGUCCGAGAAUGUGCUUGUUCAGGAUAAUGGAGCUGUUAGGAAUGCAGGAGAGCAGUCUCUUAUUGGUGGUGAAGUAGACGGACGCAAUCAUGAUGCAGAAGGUGGAAAUGAGGCCAAAGUUUGGGAUAAUGAAGAAGAAAAAGUAGCAUAUAACUGGAGUUUCUUCCAUCUUAUGUUUGCCCUCGCUACUUUAUACGUUAUGAUGACGCUUACAAACUGGUAUAAACCAAACUCCAGUUUGGAUACCUUAAAUGCAAACACUGCUUCAAUGUGGGUGAAGAUUAUUUCUUCAUGGAUGUGUUUGGCUCUUUAUGUAUGGUCAUUGAUAGCACCUGCUGUUUUCCCGAACAGAGAUUUCGCUUAAAUUUAUUGGAAGAUCCACAGCAUGUGAAACAGCUAAAACACACACAGCCUCAAUUUAGAGCUUUCUUGUAUAUCAUCUGCCUAUUGCAAAACAUACAUAACAUCUAUAAAAGAAGUUAAUUACAACUGAUUUUAUGAAUAAGUACUAUUAAGAAUAUAGAAAUAGAUAAUUAUCAUAUGUGAUAUAGCUAUUGCAUUCUAUAAUAUGUAAAGAAAAAUAUUCUUUGAGCAAUUUUUUGUAAAACAUUAAGUGUGUGUAUUAAUGUAUCUUUUUUGUUCAUAUUUAAAUGGUUUAAAAUGCUACUUUCAUUUGUUUAAACUUUUAAUAAAA